UUCCAACUACACCUUCCGUGACCCACCGGACCCAAACAGUAACCGGUGCUUAUCAAGCACUCGGACGCCCACGGCCAAACCGUGCGGGGGGAUCUAACAGGUUUCGUGGAGAUUAGAAAUCGGAUAUUUUACUACUAUUCUCCCUCGAACAAUCUCAUUUUGCUUUUCCACCUUGUUCUUAUCUUUGGUUUCCAACCCUCACCCUGUGAAAAGUGGGCAUAUGCACGCCCGUUGAUCUGCAGCGAUCGCCAUGACAGCCAUCACAUCUCCACAACCGUUGGACUUGUCCCACCACUACUCGUAUGCGUCCAAGAAUCGCAAACCGAGCAGUGUUAAGAGCUUCUACCAGUAUUUUUCAAUUCCCGGCAUCGCCAAUUUUGCAGGAGGUUUACCACACCCUUCUUAUUUCCCGUAUGAUACCCUCGAAGCAGCCGUCGCCCGCCCUCAGCGUCUCCAGCCAUCCAACAAAGAUGAUACCAAAGCCGACCGGUUACUCAUCCCGAAAGCACUCGAUACUCCCGAUCUCACGCGUAAAAUCGACUUGACCACUGCUCUCCAGUAUGGUGUUGCCGAAGGCUAUCCACCGAUUGUCUCGUUCCUCCGACAGUUCGUCCGCGACCAUCUCCAUCCCAAUGUUCCCUACGAAGGAGGUCCCGAGGUCAUCAUGUCAUGCGGCAACACCGAUGGCUUCUCCAAAGCCAUUGAGCUUUUCACUAAUAUCUGGAAUCCCGACCGGGACUGGAUUCAGCAGCGCGAGGGCGUCUUAUGCGAAGAGUUCACCUACAUGAACGCCAUUCAGACCAUUCGGCCGCGAGGUCUGAAUACCGUCACCGUGGCUGUGGAUAGCCAAGGUAUGUUAGCUUCCGGCAAAGGCGGCCUGGCGGACGUGCUAGAAAACUGGGAUUUCCGGCGCGGAAGGCGUCCGCAUCUCAUGUAUACGGUGACAAUUGGCCAGAACCCCACUGGAGGAAAUCUUUCCAUUGAGCGAAGACACGAAAUUUACGCACUCUGUCAGAAAUAUGACGUGAUUAUCGUGGAAGAUGAUCCGUACUGGAACUUGCAAUUCCCCUCCGCAUACGAGAUGGAGGCCCGUUAUCGGGGAGCCUCUACGGAGGCUACGCCCUACAAUCGAAGUUAUAAUGCCGAGGGCCGGUCUUCGGGAUAUGCGUUCUUGGACUCGUUGGUCCCUUCAUAUCUAUCAAUUGACACCGAAGGGCGAGUUGUACGACUGGAUACGUUCUCGAAGACCAUUGCACCUGGCAGUCGUCUGGGCUGGAUCACUGCGCAACCUGCCGUCAUCGAGCGCAUCACUCGCAUCACCGAGGUGACAACGCAACAGCCUUCGGGAUUCGUACAGUCUAUAAUCGCCCAGACCAUUAUCGGGGAACAGUUAAAGGAAAAUGGCGCUUUUGGCUUGAAGAAGCAAGAUGUCCAUAGCUGGCGCAUGGAUGGGUGGGUUCGCUGGCUGGAGGGAUUGCGUGGAGGGUAUGAGAGACGCAUGAAUGACAUGUGCACCAUUCUUGAAGAGAACAAGUUUUUGUUCUCGGAGCAAUCUGAAGUUUCGCCCAGCGCCGACCACGUUAAUGGCUGGGAGGUAGUCGAUCGGGUCCAGAUGUAUGACUUUGUCUGGCCCAAGGGUGGCAUGUUUGCUUGGGUGGAGAUCCGUUUUGAAACUCAUCCACUCCGCGCCAAAUAUAGUGAGCAGAGAUUAUCCAAGGCUUUCUGGAUAUACCUUACGAAGAAGCCGCAUUUGUGUCUGGUGGCGCCGGGUCAGAUAUUCGCGGCAGGGCCAAAGUCCGUGGAGAAAGAACAUCGCUUCAUCCGCGUUGCUUUUGCACCGAUGAAUGCCGAAGACGUCUCGUCUUUCACGCGCAGGCUUGUUGGAGGCUUCCGGUCAUUCUGGAAACGGGAGAAUCUAGAUGGCUUGGAUGAUGGCGAUGAUGAGACUCUGGCAAUGCGUUCGAUGCAAUCGGAGUCGGUCAUUAAUUUUAUUGGGCCAGGGUGCUGAGAACAUCCAAUUUAUUGUCUGUCGUAGACAAUCUUUGCGUUUUACUUGUCUUUACCUUUUAGCCUUGUGCAGAUCAACCUAUAGGAGGUAAUCUGACUUCACGAAGUACAAGUUAAACCAGCCGGGAAGAAUAUAUUUUGCCUGACUGACUGCAUUUAUUCCAACAAUUGACAUUCGCUCUUCCUUAAGCGUCCUUUUGUAUUCUUGUCACAUUUUUCGUUAAACCCCAG
Molecule: messenger RNA, 2238 nt
Organism: Penicillium brasilianum
Lineage: Eukaryota; Fungi; Ascomycota; Eurotiomycetes; Eurotiales; Aspergillaceae
Source: the annotation of a GenBank genome assembly